Sphaerodactylus townsendi is the source of this 2569-nucleotide messenger RNA. It is a transcript of the gene TMED5, whose product is annotated as transmembrane p24 trafficking protein 5. NCBI's taxonomy places the organism in Eukaryota, Metazoa, Chordata, Lepidosauria, Squamata, Sphaerodactylidae. Bases 95 to 835 code for a protein of 246 amino acids. The transcript has 4 exons. The record is from RefSeq and is a predicted model, not a curated record. Gene Ontology annotation, biological process: endoplasmic reticulum to Golgi vesicle-mediated transport; intracellular protein transport; Golgi organization. Gene Ontology annotation, cellular component: Golgi apparatus; endoplasmic reticulum; COPII-coated ER to Golgi transport vesicle.
GUCCCCGUGCGCUGUGCACUGUGGGUAAGAACCCGUUCUCCGCCCGUAGGCGGUGUCUGAGGUGUGCGUGGCGUGAGGAAGGCCGCGUGGGUCUAUGGUGGCGCUUGCCUCAUGCGGAACUCCCCGCUCUCUGGGCUUUGGGGGCGCCGAGGGGAUGGGGAUAGAGCUCUGGCGGCGUCUGCUACUCUCCCUCUCGCUGCUGUUCGUGCUGCUGCCUGGAGCCCCGGGCUUCACUUCCUCUCUGGACAGUGACUUUACUUUUACUCUGCCCGCCGGGCGCAAGGAGUGCUUUUUCCAACCCAUGCAUCACGAAGCCUCGCUGGAGAUCGAGUACCAGGUUUUAGAUGGAGCAGGAUUAGAUGUUGAUUUUUACCUGAUAUCACCAAAAGGCGAAACUCUGGUUUUUGAACAGAGGAAAUCAGAUGGGGUCCACACAGUGGAGACAAUUGAUGGUGACUACAUGUUCUGCUUUGACAACACAUUCAGCACCAUUUCAGAGAAGGUGAUUUUCUUUGAACUAAUUUUAGAUAAUGCCGGAGAAGAAGAAGAUCAAGAAGAUUGGAAGAAGUAUAUUACUGGCACAGAUCUUCUGGAUAUGAAACUAGAAGACAUUUUGGAAUCUGUCAACAGUGUCAAGUCUAGGCUAAGCAAAAGCAUUCAGAUCCAGACCCUGCUGAAAGCAUUUGAAGCUCGUGAUAGAAACAUACAGGAAAGCAACUUUGAUAGGGUAAACUUCUGGUCAAUGGUCAACCUGGCAAUAAUGGUUAUUGUGUCUGCUGUUCAGGUUUACAUGCUGAAAAGUCUCUUUGAAGAUAAAAGGAAAACUAGAACUUAGCUUUGUGUGAUAAGAGCAAUAAACAGAAACACGCAAUAUGCAGCUACAGCAAAGGAGAUUGGUGUUACUUUCCAGUUUGUUUUGAACAGGCAAUAUUUAAGCUUCACAAAGGACUCUUCAAAAUGGACAAAAUGCCUUUCUUUUCUGUCAACACAAGUGCAAUAGGUCAGUUUUUAGAUUUGUUGCAUAAGUUAAUACUUGUCAAAAUCUCUUGUGACAUCUGUAUUGCACAAAAUAAAGAAUUUUUUUUAGUAUUUGCUAUACCUGUACAUAUCUGAUGUCUUAAUCUGUUGGCCUAGCUACAAAAAUUUUAAAUAGAUCAGAUUUGGAUUUAUGAAAUUAUGAAUUGUGUAUUCAGUAUUUGAGUCUACCUGAUUUGGUAAACUCAGGUAAAAGAAAAUCUGCUGCAAGUGAACAAUGCUAUUCUUCUGUCUGUAAGUUUCACUGGGCAUCAGAAGAUACUCUUGUGACUUAGUUGUACCAAUAAGUUCAACAGAGCAGCAUCUGAUUCUACAUGAAUGAAGUGGCCUCUUGACUUCAACUUCAUGUUCAAUUACAGUGUAAUAUUAACAGGUUGCACUUUUACAAGGGUUGAAGCAGUAUGUCAUAGUACAGUAUAAGUCACUAGAGUCCUGCAGGGAUUGUUGAGCUAAUACCCCAAAUCAGUAUUUUUUUGCAACAGAUUUUGAGAUACAAAAUUUCAGAAAUGGUACGAAGGCCAAACUCAGUGAGAUAUUUGGUCACAAGCACUAAAUACUGUAUGUGCAGCUCUGCAGUGGGGCAAAUAAUGCCCCCUCCCCCAGCCAUUUUGACUUGAGAAAACAGCCCAGGAGUAAAGUCAGAACCCCCUGUCUUCACCCAUGCUGUGGUCCUGGGCUGAACUCCUUUCCAAUGUGCUUGUAAACUUGAUUUCCGUCUAAUCAUGUCUGGCAGUUGCCCAAUCAAAGUCAGGUCUGGGGAACCUGAACCCUCACUUGUGGCCAAGUGUCCUGCCUAGUUUGGCACUUUAAAACUAGUACGAAACGGUGCACGUUUAAUAUGCUGCUACUUUUGAAUUUUGAACAAAACCAAUUUUACUGUGUUGCACAUGGGUAUUUUAACUCAGUAAGUGCCUGGUCCACUUUUAGCAGUCCACUUUAGUCAUUGUUAGCAGCCUCAGUCUAUGGAGCAACUUUAGUCUUCCCACUUCACUAAUCUUCAUGCUGAUUAGCAGAAAAACCAUUUCUGUAUGUAAAUGCAAUUUAUGUAAUAUGUUUAAACUAACUCUAUGUAAGGAAUGACUAGAAAAUUGUAGUUCUGAAGCCCAAGCUAGCUGUACUAACACAAGCAUCGCUUUUCACAAUAAUAAGGUACAGUGAAAUUGGGUAGGGGAAUACCACCACUCAAGUGAAUCCUCACAGACAGUUGCUACAAGCACUCAUACAAGUAGCAAGUUUAGAAUGGAAAAAAUGACUUGCUGCUGGCUAUUCUAUAUAUGAAAGGAAAAUAAAGGAUGACAGAAACAUCACAUCUGAUUUUUCCCUGAAUAUUAUGAAAACCUAAGUAUAUAGCUGUAAACAGAUUUACAGUGUAUAGAGUAGGAGAAGAGAAAAUGUCAGCACAACUGAGUUGGUCCCAUUGUUAACUUUGAGUGGCCAUUUUUCUGAGUGCAUAUGAUUUUUGAUAGCUUGUUCAUAAUUCUGUGUUGUGAGAAAGACCCAUAAAGUAACCAAAAAUAAAACUAAGUAAAAUGUC